CUACUAUAUAACAAAUAAUUUGAGAAUGGAGUCUUCAAUGAAAAUGGAGCACUCUUGGUGAUGUCUGCCUCCAUUCUUAACAUUGGUGAUGUGUGCUCACUGUAUGCCGAGGGACAAGUGUCCGGAUUUAUAAGCACACUCGGUUUGGUCGACGACAGGACAGUUAUCAGGCCAGACGAUGGAGACUACCAAAACCCUCCCAGAAAGUUUCGUGACUGUUUGUUUAAGAUCUGUGCCAUGAACCGUUACACAGCACAGAAGCAGUUCAAGAAGGCAGCUAAACCCACCACCAUUACUGAUGCGGUGCUGUUGAAGAAGCUGCAACAUGCGGCCGAUCUGGAGAAGAGACAAAAUGAGGAGGAGAGCAUGAACAUGACCGGGCAGGAGGUCACGUACGGCUCUAUCAUUCAGUUGUUACAUUUGAAGAGUAACAAAUUCCUGACGGUGAAUCGAAGCGGUUUGACGCAGCUCUGCGAGAAAGAAUGCAUGAGGGUCAACCUGGAUCAGAGUGGAAAUGAGAUCUACGUGAAUGACAAAGUCAAGAUAUGUCCCAUGGGUAGUACAGCGGCUCUGAACGCCAGUUCUCAACCGCUUCUAGAUCACCCCGGGUGCAAUGAAGUCAACAUGACUAACUGUGAUACAAGUUGGAAGAUUUCCUUGUUUAUGGACUUCUCAGAGAACAGGGAGGACAUCUUAAAAGGGGGCGAUGUGGUGCGGUUGUUCCACGCGGAGCAGGAGAAGUUCCUAACGUGUGACGACUACAAGGGGAACAGUGUUGUCUUCCUGCGGAGCACUGGCAGAACCACUAAAACUGCUGCCACCAGCUCUAAGGCUCUCUGGGAGGUGGAAGUUGUAGCUACAGACCCUUGUCGUGGUGGAGCAGGACGGUGGAACUCUCUCUACCGCUUCAAGCACCUCGCUACUGGCCAGUAUCUAGCUUGCGAGAUUGACCCGGACCCGAUUGAAGACUCCAACAGACUUAAGUUGCAAGGAGGAAAGGACAUGCCUGUAUUCCAGCUGAAUUCUGUGCCCUAUGGUCACGAUAUCUUCUCCAUAUUCGAGCUGGACCCGACAACUAUUAUCAAGGGAGAUGAGCUUGUUCCCCGCAGCAGCUACGUCAGGCUACGACACCUCCGCACAAAUACCUGGUGCCACGCAACCAACAUUCCUCUUGACAAGAACAGUGACACACCUGUUAUGCACAAGGUCGGGUUAGCUCGAGUUCGCGAGGACAAGGAAGCGUUCGCUAUUGUGUCGGUUCCUACGGCAGAAGUCAGGGACCUUGACUUUGCGAACGAUGCUUGCUUGGUUCUGAAGGAAGCCGUACAACAGGUCAAGUCAGGAACAUUAACUCAAAACGGAAGAAAUGAAGCAAAGAAGAAAUCAUUUGGUGGUUGGGGUGAUGAAAAAGCGCUGACAGUCCUCCUCUCGGAACUGAUAUGUUUCUGUCUGGAAGUUGACCUGACAACUAGGGAUGUGAUGAACGUCCAGGGUAAACCCAACAGAGACCGACAAAAACUAGUCAGGGAACAGGACAUCUUAAAACAGGUGUUCGAGCUUCUGAAAGCUCCGUUUAACAAAGAGACGCCUAUGGAGCUGCUGCUAGACAAGAAGUGGGCUCCUUUCCGGUCUAUCUGUAGACUCAGUUACCGGAUGAUAAAAGUCUCGCAGCAAUCUUACCGUAAAAACCAGGAAUACAUCGCUAAAACCUGGUUUUCGUUCAUGCAAAGCCAAAUCGGUUACGAUAUCCUAGCCGAGGACACGAUCACAGCCCUGUUAAACAACAACAGGAAACUUCUAGAAAAGCACAUCAACGCCAGUGAGAUAGACACGUUUGUACAGCUGGUCAGGAAGAAUAAGGAGGGUCGGUACUUGUCUUAUCUGUCGGACCUGUGUGUGUGUAAGGGCGUGGCUAUUGCUUCUACCCAGGAGCUCAUCUGCAAGUCUGUUCUCUCUUCUACUAACUCCGACAUUCUUAUCGAAACUAGGAUGGAGGGAGGGGAGAUAAACAUGUACAUGUACGGCUCUCAAGAUAAGAAAGACCUGCAGACUCUCAGUAAAAACGCAGCAGAGGGCCACGAGGAAGAUCAGGCUACUCUCGCUUACUACCAAUGUCAGUUGGACUUGUUCAGUCAGAUGUGUCAAGAGAGACAGUACCUUGCUAUAAACAGUCUCAAGUCACAGCUGUCAGUUGAUCUUCUACUCAAGUGUAUGGCGGACGAGGACUUGUCCCACGAUCUGAGAGCGUCCUUCUGCCGGCUGAUGCUGCAUAUGCAUGUGGACAGGGAGCCCCAGGAGAACCACCAGUCUGUGAAGUAUGCGCGGCUCUGGAGCUACAUUCCUGAUGAGAUCACCAUCAACAAUUACAGUCCACCCGCUGCUCAGGCCCCAGAAAAGUUUACUCACGUGACAAAGUUCGUCCGAGACUACCUGGGAACUCUAGAGUCUAACACCUACGUCUUUAGGGACUCUCAACAGAACAAGCUCACUUACGAGGUCGUCAACUUAGCAAAACACUUGGUAUACUUUGGUUUCUUCGGAUUUAAAGACCUUCUUGCAUUGACAAAGACAAUGUUAUCUAUAUUGGACUGCGUAAAGGGGCCAGCUAAAGAGGUGUUACGAGCUAUCAGCGACCUAGGAGCUGCAGUAACGAACAUGGUCCUUGGGGGAGAGGGUGCCGCUCCACCCCCUCCUGUUCAACCGAAAGGAAGCGGCAGCGCAAAAUCGGAAUCUGACGUAAUCGUCAUGAACACCAAGUUAAAGAUAAUAGAGAUCUUAGAGUUUAUAAUGAACGUCCGCCUGGACUACAGGAUCACGGCCCUAUUGGUUAUCUUCAAGAGGGACUUCGCCGGGAAUCAGCGAUCUGAGGCACUGGAGAAUGGGGGAGAUAGGAAAACCUCUGCGUUCGACAUUGGUAUGAGUUCCAUAAUUCCAGAAGCCGAAAAGAUAUUCGAAAGUGAGAACUGUCCCGAGUUAGAUCUGGACGGAUGCCAGGGUAAAACCUUCCUCCGGGUCCUCCUUCAUCUGGCGAUGCACGACUACCUGGACCUGGUGUCCGGGGCUCUCCAACUUCUCCUCAGACACUUCUCCCAGAGACAGGAGGUCCUCCAGGCUUUUAAACAGGUACAACUGCUGGUAUCACAGAGCGAUGUAGAGAAUUACACUCAAAUCAGAACCGAUCUUGAUAAAUUGCGGCUUAUGGUGGAAAAGAGCGAACUUUGGGUCUACGUUGGUGGAAAGGGACCAAAAGGGGAGUCAGCACACGCGGAAACCUCCCUGGGUGCGAGCAAAAGCGGUGAUGCAACGUCUAUAGCUGCCUCUGAGUGGAGCAUUGAUCUGGACUCUUCCUCCAGAGAUGCCCCCUAUGAGAAGAACUUCCAGCAGAUCAUACAGCUGCUGAAGCGCCUCACCGACCUGUGCGAACAAAGGGACAAGGACGGUAAGAAUGUCAAACAUCAGAAACACGAACAGAGGUUGUUGAAGAAUCUGGGGGCACACCAAGCCGUCCUCGACCUCUUACAAGUACCUCACGACGAAAAGGACCCGAACAUGCAGGAUGUGAUGUCACAUGCCCACUACUUCCUACAGGCGUUCGUGCGGAACAACCCCCAGAACCAGGCUAUCCUCCACAUUAAUGUAGAGAGAUUCUUAGUGCCUGGAGUAAACGAGGCAGUGACCGCCACAGCAAUCUUCAAAGACAACGUGCAGCUGUGUCUGUGUGUGACGGACACUAUAAUACAGCACUACGUGCGGUGUAUAGAGAGUGACGGUCUGCACGUGGAGUACCUGGUGUUCCUUCAGACUGUGGUUAAGAGUGAGGGACAGUUCUUGAGGAAGUGCCAGGACAUUGUCAUGCAGGAGCUGUUACAAGCGGGUGAAGAGGUCAUGUUGCUCUACAACGACCGACAGAGUUUUAACCAGCUUGUCCAGCUGAUGACGGAUUACCGGGAACACCCAACUCCUCACUCUCCCCUCCACUACCACAUUCAGCUGGUACACCUUCUCAGCGCCUGUACUGAGGGCAAGAAUGUGUACACCGAGAUAAAGUGUCACUCCCUCCUACCACUGGACGAGAUAGUCCACAUAGCGACCCACCAGGACUGCAUUCCUGAGAUCAAGAUAGCAUAUGUUAACUUCCUCAACCACUGCUACGUUGAUACUGAGGUUGAGAUGAAGGAGAUAUACACUAGUAACCACAUGUGGGAAUUGUUCGAGAACUUUCUUGUUGAUAUUUCCUUGGUAGCCAACAACGGCCGCCCUACCUCUAGACACGAAAUAGUUCUAGAACAGUACGUGACCAUCCCUGUCAUGCAGAUUAUAACUUCCUUCUUUUCCUCCCCAUUCUCGGACAGUUCCACCAGCAAUGCACGUCAGCCCAUGUUCAUGAGGUUGUUAAAAGGAGCAUUCCAGCUGAGCAGAUGUGAUUGGUUGUCCGGGGAACAGAAGUUCCACGUGGAGAACUGCAUCAAGACUCUCUCUGAAAUAGCAAACGAGAGGAAGAUUGUGAUAACAGCAGAUCUGAACGCGCAAAUGAGUUCCUUGUUGAACCGGUCUAUCCUUGGUAACCGUAUAGGAAACAAGUGGAUGGAUAGAGUGAGGAGUAGGCGACCCUCUGGGCUCGGAGGAAGUAGAGACUAUCGGACCAUCAUUGAGGGUCUUCAGGACAUAGUGAGUUUGUUUGAGGAGGAGAUGAGGCCGCAAGUUGAGGCUGAGAAGAGUGUCCUGGUGGAUGUGAUGCACCGUCCUGACCGCCUUUUCCCGGAGGACAGUGAGAGUCGGGUACAGUGUUCUGGAGGAGGUUUUGUAAGCAAGCUGAUCAACCACUGCGAGAAGAUGUUGGAGAAUAUAGACGAGGGACUCAUCAUUAGACUCCUCAACACCAUCCGGUGUAUGAUGAAAACCAACCUCCAGUUUACUCCCGACGCAUUAGCUUUACGUAUGAGGCUGCUUCAGCGUUACUAUGGAGACAGCGUAGUCGAGAGCACUAACGGUGCUAUCGGUGAACACGGAAAUGAUGACGAAGGUGAGCAGGAGGACGAGGAGGAGGACUGGUGCACCAAGAUAAAGCAAAGCAACACAGUCAGCGUGGCUAGGGACGACCUCACCUUGUUCCAGGUGCAAUGUUUGUUGGACAGCGCCGGAGCAACAGAGCUGUUUAUAAAGCUAGUAAUAUCAGCGUCCAGUCCGGCCGUCUUUCACGAGAGUUUACAACUGGGUAUAUCACUACUCGAGGGAGGCAACCCACUCAUCCAGCGGUCCUUCCACGAACGUUUCGUAAACCAAAACUCGGAGCAGUUCUUUUACACGAUCUUCACAAAGAUGGAAAAAGCAAUCGCGGAGAUCAAGAGUUGUCACGCAGUGGCAACUACAGAUGUAACCGGGCAGGGCAACAACAAAGCCAGGGUGGAUGACAUGCAGGAAGGUGUAGGGAGUAUCCCUGCUCAACUACAUGGAACUGACGACGACAACAGGGUUCCUUAUGAUCAGGAUGCCCUAUCUCAAGCUGCCAGUGCCAGUAAAGCUGCCAUGGCUGCCCUCAGGAAACCAGAAGAUGACGACCCUCAGUAUAAAGAGAUUGGACUUGAUGGAGUGGGUGCGGAGGUGAUGGAAAUGACACACGUCUUGAGGUUCCUGCAGCUUCUCUGUGAGAAUCAUAACCUUCAACUCCAGAACUAUCUUCGUAAACAGGACAACAAAAACUCGUACAACCUGGUAAACGAGACUCUGGAGCUGAUAGAUGCGUUAUGUGGUGGAACAACAGGAGGUCUGGGCCUGCUGGGACUCUAUAUCAACGAGGGUAACUUCGAGCUAGUCGACCAGUGUCUCUGUACUCUCACUGAGUUCUGCCAGGGUCCUUGCCCCGAAAAUCAGACCGCCAUCGCAUAUCAAGAAAGCAACGGAAUAGACAUCAUAGUAGCCAUAGUGCUGAACGACAUCAACCCACUAGCCAAAAGACGAAUGUCACUUGUCCUCCAACUAAAAAACGACGCCGCCAAACUCCUCCUCUCCAUCAUGGAGAGCAGGCAGGACUCCGACAUGGCUGAGCGAAUCAUGCAGAAUAUCCAGCCGUCCUACCUUGUGAACGCCAUCAGACAGGCUUACAAUACUGGUGAGGCUGAUGAGGUUCAGGGUGGGAGUAGUGCUGAGGAUAUCGACCCGUUGGAUGCGGAGGAAGAGAUCGGUGACGAUGAGGCCACCCCUCAUGAAGUUGGACACAACAUCUAUAUCCUCGCUUAUCAGCUAUCAGAGUAUAACAAGGAGCUGGCUCACUUGUUGUGUAGAGGAUUUAUUAACGAAGCUAGCAGACUCUCAGACCCUGCUCUCGAUUACUAUUCCAAACGAACUGCUCAGAUUGAGGUUGUACGAUACGACAGAUCACUGGAAAGGAUCGUGUUCCAGGUUCCGCCCAUCUGUAAUUACCUGACUAAAACCAGUAAACUGAAGGUCCUCUACACAGCUGAGCGAGAUGAACAGGGCAGCAAGGUCACUGACUUCUUCUCCCGUACUGAUGACCUCUUUAACGAGAUGAUCUGGCAGAAGAAACUCCGAGAUAACCCGCUGUUGUAUGCUAUCAGUAGGAACAUGCCCCUGUGGGCAAACAUCGUCUUCUUACUAGCUGUUAUCUGUAACUCACUGGUCGCUCUCUUCUACCCAUUCCCCAUGGUGGAAGAGGAAAUCCCGACCUCAAUAUCUGUGUUUGUGUGGCUGAUGUUAGUGGUGUUAGGUGCUCUGUGUUACCUGACUCCCAACAGCAAGACCAUCUCCAUGCUCGUCGUGUUCAGUAUAGCGCGGCUCAAGAUCACCGCCGGGAUGAACUUUACUCUUACUUUCCUGGGACUUUGUCAGGUGGUUGGUAAAGCCAUGUACCUGAUCAGUUACCUGGGAAACAGAGGGUUUAAAAGAGAAAACCUGAAGAGAGACGGAGAAUUGUUGUACCGUAACGUUUACAUGGUGCUCUGUAUACUUGGACUUGUUGUUCACAACUUCUUCUACAGUAUAUUGAUGUUGGACAUUAUUAUCCGAGAAGAAACGCUGCUGAACGUCAUCAGGUCAGUGACAAGGAAUGGUAAAUCCAUCCUGUUGACCACGAUACUGGCCCUCAUCCUUGUCUACUUGUUCUCUGUUGUUGGCUUCAUCUUCCUUCGCGAUGACUUUGUGAUGGAGGUAGAUCCUUCACCAGAAGGAGCCACUCAUAUCACUAGCUUUAUGAACGCCCUCAACUUCGGAAAUCCAGCACACCUUGAAAUAGCUGAACCAUCAACUCUGAGUGGAAUGGUGACGGAAGGAAUGGAGGAGACAUGCGCUGCCUUCUCCGACGAGGAAAAGGCUGCCUUGGCCCUCGACUGUGAGAAACUGUGGGAUGCUGUGAAAUGUUCUUGUUUGGGACCAGGUCCCCAGGAGGAUACCGCAACUAUUGCAGUGGAGGAGGAAGGAGGAGGUGAAGACGGAGAGCCGAUCAUGGUGAGGAUGUGCGACACUCUCUUCCUCUGUAUCAUCACCACCCUGAACCAGGGAGUCAGGAACGGUGGAGGUAUUGGUGACGUCUUGAGGAGACCCAACAUCUCGGAACUCUUGUUCUUCCCCCGAAUCAUCUACGAUCUACUGUUCUUCUUCGUUGUCAUCAUUAUAGUUUUGAACCUCAUUUUUGGUGUUAUCAUCGACACCUUCGCCGAUUUGAGGAGUGAGAAACAGGAAAAAGACGAGAUUCUGAGAAACACUUGUUUCAUUUGCAGUUUGGAACGUGGUGCUUUCGACAAUAAAACAGUCUCCUUUGAAGAGCAUUUCCGUAUGGAACACAAUUUGUGGCACUACCUAUACUUUAUAGUCCUGAUAAAAGUAAAGGAUCCGACAGAGUUUACCGGGCCUGAAAGUUAUGUGUACGAGAUGGUCAAGAAUAAAAAACUGGACUGGUUCCCGAGGAUGCGAGCAAUGUCUCUGUGCUCGGACGAAGCAGAGAACGACCAGAAUGAGUUUAGGGACCUCAAGGUCACGUUGGAGAGCACAAAGACCUAUGUUGAGUCACUGUCUAAACAGCUCCAGGAACUCAAAGACCAGAUGACGCAACAGCGGAAACAGAAACAGAGGACCUCACUUCUCGGGGGAAUAACAUCCCAGCAGUCAGUCGGACAGUCCACGUCCAGUACCACGUGACGUCAUGAUGCGUCUCACGUGUCAGAGCACAGGGCGUGACGUCAAGGAUACCUCACAGCAUCCGAUGCCACGUUUUGUAGCGUUUUAACUAGACUUUAAUUAAGGAAUUAUUCAGGUUGUAUAUCAAACGGGUAGAGCAAGGUUUGCGGGUAUCACAGAAUUUAAGCAGCGCAAAACUUUCCGGAAGCUAUUAAGGAGAUAUGUUUACACUCACGGUUUAGGUUUUCAAUUUAUUUUGGAACUAGAGUUAACGCGAUGUUGUUAUGAGUAGAUUUAGAGAAAAUAUGGAUGAUGAUGAUUAUUAUAUUAUUACUUAUUAUUAUCAUUAUUAUUACGAAGUUUUUAUGGUAUUACUUUUCGAUGUAUAUUUGACUCCGGAACGGUAAGUGGUUAGUAAAGUAGAUUAUAUUUGAUAUUAUUGAUAUGUUGAUUUUAAUUUAAACACAAUACGUAAUAUGUAAUUGGAAAUGUAAAGACGUUUAAGCGUGUGCAAUUUUUUUUGAAAUGGUUAGUUUUGAAAAUCAACGAAAUUUACAGUUUAAGAAUGCGAUAUCCAUUACCAUAACUUUGAGCGAUUUUCGAUUGUAUUUACUUUAGAUUUUGAAUUUGUGAGAUAUAUUAUUUAGUUUAGUCGCGUAAAAUUUAUUUUUUUACUGUUGAACAUGAUGCAGCCAACAUUUCAACAAAAUUGUUUUAAUUUGCUAAUUUUUAUUUUAUUUUCGGCAGAUUCAUUUUAAUGGACCUAACACGUUUAAGUACUCUAUCUUAACCAUUUACAUACCUUCCUGUUUAAGUUAUCACUCAGUUAUACCUUCUGAGUUUAUUGUUUGGGGCGGAUUUCUCGUGGAACAUUAGAGAGUAUUUUAGAUUUUAUCACGUGUUUUUGUUAUUUUUACGGGCCUUUACUCUCAGAUGGUCACGUGUCUAUUGCUGUUUUAGUCUUUUACCUUUAUCUUCAACUAGAUACAUACCUGCGACUUUUGUUUAAUAGCGUUUAUUGUACUGUUGUUUUAUGAGUCAUGUGACUUUGAGGAUAUAUAUUUAAACGUCGUGAAAUUA
Messenger RNA from Bolinopsis microptera, 9210 nucleotides. Its product is annotated as inositol 1,4,5-trisphosphate receptor type 1-like. Gene Ontology annotation, molecular function: inositol 1,4,5 trisphosphate binding; inositol 1,4,5-trisphosphate-gated calcium channel activity. Gene Ontology annotation, biological process: calcium ion transmembrane transport. NCBI's taxonomy places the organism in Eukaryota, Metazoa, Ctenophora, Tentaculata, Lobata, Bolinopsidae. The transcript has 61 exons. The coding region runs from base 61 to 8151 and encodes 2696 amino acids. Gene Ontology annotation, cellular component: endoplasmic reticulum; membrane. The record is from RefSeq and is a predicted model, not a curated record.